Messenger RNA from Planococcus citri (citrus mealybug), 1055 nucleotides. RefSeq names its product diaminopimelate epimerase-like. Gene Ontology annotation, cellular component: cytoplasm; cytosol. The record is from RefSeq and is a predicted model, not a curated record. The transcript has 2 exons. The coding region runs from base 59 to 988 and encodes 309 amino acids. NCBI's taxonomy places the organism in Eukaryota, Metazoa, Arthropoda, Insecta, Hemiptera, Pseudococcidae. Gene Ontology annotation, molecular function: diaminopimelate epimerase activity.
AAAUUUUCCCCACUCAUUCGCUGAGCUGGGAGCACGCGAGUUUUCAUUCAGUAACCAAAUGCAAAAAUUCAUCUACUUCGUACUCGUUGUGCUAAUAACCUGUAUUCACGCCGGUUCGAACAAUUUUUCCAUUUGCGAAUCAACAUUUCCAUUGAAUAAGAAACAGGACAAAAUGUUGGAGAAAAUAGAUUUCGUCAAAAUGCACGGUCUCGGAAACGACUUCGUUAUAGUAAAAUCGGAAAACUUGCUAUCCAGUCAGCGUAAUUUGAAACAAGUAGCGAUGGAAAUAUCCAAUCGUCGUACAGGUAUUGGAUGCGACCAGUUCGUCGUCUAUGAAAAAAUUCGCACCAGUUAUUACAACAUGACUUUAUACAACAUCGACGGAUCAUUUGUAAAAAUAUGCGGUAAUGCUGCCAGAUGUCUGGCUAAAUUAAUAUCCGACGAAACGGGCGAAAAAGAAUUCACCAUUAAAUCGACUAUCAAAGAUUUAAAAUGUCGAAUAAACGAACACACCGUUACCGUGAAUAUGGGCAAGGUGAGUUUUCAAGAGCCUUGGAUGCCAUCGAUGGAGAAAAUCCGCUCAGUUAUUGAACCUUUCGCCGAAGAUUUGUCUAAUCUCAUCUGCGUCGAUGUGGCCAACCCUCAUUUAGUGAUUUUUGGAAUUUUCACCGAAAGUAAUAAAUUACUAGUGGGCAAAAAAUUGCAAAACUUGGAGUAUUUUGAAGAUGGAGUCAAUGUCAGCUUUGUUACCAUAAAAGAUAAUAAAAUCCACGUGUUUAUAUGGGAAAGAGGUGCUGGACCGACUUUGGCAUGUGGAAGUGCAGCUUGCGCCAGUUUUGCAUCUAGUUUGAAGUUCGGUUUGGUUGAAUCACCCAGCGAAGUGAUUUUUACACUGGGCAAUAUUUCCAUGAGCGAACAAAAUGGCGAUUUGUUGAUGACUGGAGAGACUACUUUUGUAGCUGAAGGAAAAUAUUAUCAUUAUUUUUAAGUUGUGAGAUACCUAUGUACAAGAAUAAAAAUCAAAAUUUUCAAAAUAAAUACCUACCUACAUUGUA